CUCUGUGAUGCUGCAGCUCCCGUAGCCUCUCCAGUCUCCAGUAAACAGCAGACAUGGCGACAGUGGUCCAACCGCUCUCUCUGGAUCGAGAUGUUGCCAGGGCGAUCGAGCUGCUGGAGAAGCUGCAGGAGUCGGGUGACGUGCCAGGUCACAAGCUGCAGUCUCUGAAGAAGGUGCUUCAGAGCGAGUUCUGCACAGCUAUCAGAGAGGUGUACCAGUACAUGCAUGAAACAAUUACAGUGAAUGGCUGUCCAGAGUACCAGGCGAGGGCCACAGCCAAGGCUACAGUUGCAGCCUUCGCAGCCAGCGAAGGUCACUCCCACCCACGGGUCGUGGAGCUACCCAAGACGGAGGAAGGGCUGGGCUUCAACGUGAUGGGCGGGAAGGAGCAGAACUCACCGAUCUACAUCUCGCGCAUCAUCCCCGGAGGUGUGGCCGAGAGGCACGGCGGCUUAAAGCGAGGGGAUCAGCUCCUGUCUGUCAACGGCGUGAGUGUUGAAGGCGAGCACCACGAGAAAGCGGUGGAGCUGCUAAAGGCGGCCAAGGACAGCGUGAAGCUGGUGGUCCGCUACACGCCCAAAGUGCUGGAGGAGAUGGAGGCUCGCUUCGAGAAGCUCCGCACGGCCCGGCGGCGCCAGCAGCAGCAGCUCCUCAUGCAGCAGCAGCAGCAGCAGAACCUGUCCUCUCAGCAGAACCACAUGUCGUAGGAUGUUCCAAAAGAAGAAGAAGUGAAGAAGAGAGAGACAAGGUGGAUCUCAAAGACCAUCCGUGUGCGUCGAGGAUCCCAAAAAAAGGAAUCUCUCUUCUCCGUCGUGGAGGAAAAAAACCAACAAGUAGAAGACUCUUUGACUCACUCUCUGUCCCUUCCAGUGUACCACCGAUUACUGAGCAAAAAAAACCCACAGAGAGCCGUCAUGAAACCGGUGCUUUGAAGAACAAGAAUGAGGGAGUUAAGCACUGAAGGUCGUCCGUUUUAACUUCCCUUUUAUAAGUUGUACUCCUGAUUGUGACUCUUACUGAAACUCCUUUUUUUUUGUGUUAGUUGUUUCGUUCACAGGUCCAUUUUCUAAUCGCCAUUUCUGCCAUAGAUAUCAUUUGUACAGUGGUGUUUCUAUUGAUUCCUCAACUGGUGCUUGUGUCUCCGUAUGAAUGACUAUUCCUUUCUUUUCUUUGUGUGUGUAAAAAUCUGUCCUGUUUUGGAUAAACGUGAACUCUUUUUUACCUUCUAUAUUGUAGCAGGAGAGAUUUUGUAUUUUGUAGGUUUAGCAAUAACACACCUUGUUUCGUUUUUUGACAUUUCACUCAUUCAAUCCACGAUCGCAUACAUACACAGAGUUUAUGGCAUCCAGAUGUAAAACACUGUCGAGCAGAACUGGGUCUUAUGUACUGUAAGGCAGCUCCUGCUGAGUCCAAAUGGAAUCUGCUGUGCCAUUUAAUGAGAUUAUUGAUUUACAGGUGGCACCAACGAUUAAUGUGCAAUAACUGCGAUUAUUCACAGACUUUUUAAGCUAACCCCUACUGAGAUUUAUUUAGAAAAUAUAUGUCACCGAGAGAUUUAACGAGCUGAAUGUCAAGUUUUGAACUGACUUUAAUCCAAAUAUACCAGAUUUGUUUAUAUUCCAGAUUGAUCUAUUUAAAAGUUUAUAGCAUCAGAGUUUAACAUAAAGUUUAUUGCUCCUUUUUAAUAUUAUGUAUUAUUUUUAUUAUUACUCAGAUUCUAUUCAUGUAGAUCUAUUCCUUUGCGUUUCUGUUUGGACAAUCAUUUUUCCUCUGUACCUUUACGAGAUCUCUGCUUUUUCAACUUUUCUUUACCAGCACAAAUGCAGAUUUAAAGUGGUCAUCCGCCUGGUCUGUGUUUAUUCUCUAACGCCUCCGUCUUUUGGUGCUAAAUGCUUGUUGUUUUGUUUCGUUUGGUUUGCACUGCACUUCCUCGAGAUCACUCCUGUGUUGAUCUUUCUUCUUGUGUUUUCUGUAGUUUUUUUUUUUGUUUGUUUUUUUGUCUUUGCGUGGGGCUCUUUUGUAUUAUUUGCUCAACCAUGCAGGCUUUACCCCUCAUGCUGUUUCUGUUUAUGUUGAUUCCAGAAAAUUUAAAAAACAUAAAACACACCACUUCCUGUAUGCUAAAAGAGAGACCUUCCAGGCGCUCGCUGCAUGUCAAGAAUGAAAAGCUGUCAUGACGUCAUCGAUUUAUAUUUUCAUGAAUUGCAGAUUAUUUCUUUGGAUUGCUUCAUGGAUACAUUGGUUUAAAAAAAAAAAAAAUGUUUUAUCCUUAUCUAUAAUACAUCUAAUUGCACAAGACCAGCUGAGCAAAAUUAUUUUACAUGCAUAACACAUGCUGAGCUGAGAAAUAUCCUCAAUGACCGGUCAGCACUGAGGUAGCAUGGUUUUGGGUUGCCUCGGUGCUCAGGUUAUAGAAUUUUUUUGUCCCCUUGCUACACUUUACAAGCAGAACAUCCCAACUAAGCAGAUCCCUUUUUGUAUCUUCAAAUCACAGGUACUCUUUCUUAAUUGACAUUUUUGAAGCUGAUGGUCCUGUACUUACCGUAAAGAUUGAAAAAAAAAGACAAACUGUUGAUAUGCAAUUGUUAUACAUACUAUAUUUGUAUAAAUAAAUCUAUGUGCUUGUGUACAGUGAA
This is a messenger RNA of Labrus bergylta (ballan wrasse), 2636 nucleotides long. It is a transcript of the gene lin7a, whose product is annotated as lin-7 homolog A (C. elegans). Gene Ontology annotation, molecular function: L27 domain binding. Gene Ontology annotation, biological process: neurotransmitter secretion; maintenance of epithelial cell apical/basal polarity; protein localization to basolateral plasma membrane. Lineage: Eukaryota; Metazoa; Chordata; Actinopteri; Labriformes; Labridae. The record is from RefSeq and is a predicted model, not a curated record. Gene Ontology annotation, cellular component: synapse; basolateral plasma membrane; cell-cell junction.